GCCAUUGCUGAGAAGGACGGUGCUGGACAGGGGUCAUCUAAGGAUGGGGUCAGCCAAGGAGGCCGCCCAGGACACCCUGCCCCAGAGCCAGCCGCACACGGCACAGCAUCGGAGCGGCCACAGGAGCGCUGGGGUGACCCAGCAGCCGGGGGCACUCAUGGAGUCGCCAGGCAACAAGACAGCAACCCCAGGCAGUGCCCCUGCUUGGCUGUAAAGUCCUGCCAUAGCAAGCCAUCUAGGGACUCUUGUUUCUAAUUAACAGUGUCAGGGACUUGGGGAGGGGGGUGGCCAGGACUACGAUUGCUUCGGCGUCCGGUAUUUUGGUUCUUGUUUUCAGCAUCCUGGCGCAAAGCCGUUUGCAUCCUUGGAAGGGCAGGUGGGCAGGCUGUGUGUGUGUGUGUGUGUGUGUGUGUGUGUGUGUGUCCUCAGCGGCUGUGUGAGGGUGCCGACCUCUCACCCUGGCCCCGGCGAUCAGGGGCGGGGUGGGGGGACCCCUCUUGAUGGCUGGAGAGACGGGCUCAGGGGCCGUGGAAGUGUCUAAGGCCACAGUGCUGAUGCUGUCACUGGGACUCGAACCCAGGCCCCCUGACUCCAAAAGCAGUGCUCUUUGCCAAGCGUGAGCUCGUGGCCCACAGCACCAUCGGAGGGUCACACAGAGCCUGGACCGUGGGGACCGAGUUGGAGAGUGAAGCUCUCUCCGUGGAGCCAAGGUGAACCCCCAAAUCACUGGCCAGCCACGGCCCAAGUGGGUGAACUGGACCGGGGAAGGGGGGUGCUGUAGUCCUGGGGCCAGUCCUGUCCAUCCCGUCCUGGGGCUCUUGUGGAUUCUGGCGCCUGGACCCGGCUCCGGCCACCUCUUCCGGGUGGCUCUCGAGCUGCGUUCCCACACGGUCUGCCUUCAGGCCAUGCCUGCGGCCCCUCACAUUCGCCCCAGAGGACCUCGGCCCAAGCAUGUCCCUGUGACCCUCCGUGCGUCCUUGCAAGCCCACCUUAAUCACUUACCUGACCGACUCGCGUUAGAAGGUGCAAAGCCAGAGCAAAAGAAAGGUCUGGACAAUAACCUGUGUUUGACCAGAGGCCCCCCCACCCCCUCCACCCCCAGGUGCAAGUUCUUCAGUCUGACCGAGACGCCCGAGGAUUACACCAUCAUUGUUGACGAGGAGGGCUUCUUAGAGCUGCCCUCCUCGGAGCACCUGAGCGUGGCAGGCGCCACCUGGCUGGCCCUGAACGUGGUGUCGGGCGGGGGUGGCUUCUCCGGCUCACAGCCCAUCGGCGUGACCAAGAUUGCCAAGUCAGUCAUCGCCCCGCUGGCCGACCAGAACAUCUCCGUGUUCAUGCUGUCUACCUACCAGACAGACUUCAUCCUGGUGCGUGAACGGGACCUGCCCUUCGUCACGCACACCUUGUCGUCAGAGUUCACCAUCCUGCGGGUUGUCAAUGGCGAGACGGUAGCAGCUGAGAACCUCGGCAUCACCAAUGGCUUCGUGAAACCCAAGAUGGUCCAGAGGCCUGUCAUCCACCCUCUGUCCAGCCCAAGCAACAGGUUCUGUGUCACCAGCCUGGACCCUGACACGCUGCCUGCGGUCGCCACACUCCUCAUGGACGUCAUGUUCUACUCCAACGGAGUGAAGGACCCCAUGGCCGCCGGUGAGGACUGCGGCCACAUCCGCUUCUUCUCUUUCUCCCUCAUUGAGGGCUACAUCUCCCUGGUGAUGGACGUGCAGACCCAACAGAGGUUCCCUAGUAAUUUGUUGUUCACAAGUGCGUCCGGAGAGCUCUGGAAGAUGGUGCGGAUUGGAGGACAGCCCCUGGGAUUUGAUGAGUGUGGCAUCGUGGCCCAGAUCUCCGAGCCCCUGGCUGCCGCAGACAUCCCCGCCUACUACAUCAGUACUUUCAAGUUCGACCACGCGCUGGUACCAGAAGAAAACAUCAACGCCGUCAUCGGUGCCCUGAAAGUCAGCCAAGCAGAGAAGCAUUAGGAGGGCCUCUUCCACUCCUCCCUGUCUGCCCCCCCAGGCCUGGGCCAGGCCCCUCCCCCGAAGAUUCUUCUCACAGUAUUUCUCACGGACUGGAAAAUCGGCCCCGGGGGCCCCCAAGACAGGGCCUCAGGGAGACACCCCCUGAUUGCUCUCCCUGCCGGGCCUGGGGCCCAAGCCAAGGCCUCCCCAUGCCCUCCUGCCUUCCUGGAGCCCCCAGACCCUCCAGAGAACUCCCCCUCCCCCCAGCCGCUCCUCCUCCCCACCACCCCUACUCCAGAAAAUGACGUUUGAGGCCCAGGGAGUUUGCGAGCCGACCGGCCUUCCCCUCUGGCCCGGCCCACGGCGGGGGAGGGGGGGGGCGCAGAUGCCGAAGGAAGCAGGCCCCUCCCACGAGACAAUGGGGUUCUGACUCUCGCGUCAUCCUGGGGAGCUGGCCGAGCGGAGCCGAGUUCAUGGAGACCAGGGAGACCCCCGUGAGGACCUGAGGCUGGAUGUUGUGGCCGCUGGUCUCCCGUUCCGUCAGCUCCGGGCUGGUUCCCGCAGAGUGGAGGCCAGUGGGCGGCCCUCGGGUCACGCGCUGGGGAGGCUCCGACAAGCAGGGGUGGGGCCCUGAUCUGGGGAGGACCCAGGCCACCCAGAAUUUCACCUGCCAUCCACAGGGCCCGCGCCCCGACUCCCAGCAAGACUGCCAAGGGGGCCCUGUCCACACCCUCCCCGCCAUAAGCACUCACUCCUGGGGGCGGUUCCCAGGAGACCCACCAGCCUGGGGCACGAGCUCCUGUCCCCGCUGCUUUCCCUGGACCCUCCUUGGGCAGGCGGAGCCUUGGUUUCCCCGAAGCGGGGGGCAUCCCCAGCAUUUUGGACCUGGGGUUUCUUGGGUCACCCCCACUCCCCAGCAGUUGACUAGACCAGCACAGGGCUCCCCGUUAUCCUGCCCCCUCCCUGCCCCACUUUUGGGGGGAUGUGGAAGGCCUCUGCCCCCAACUCACCUGCCUGCCCGCCCCUCAGCUGGGGCCUGUGGCAUUCAUGAGUACUUGACCUGGGGGGGCAGCUUAUCUGAGCCUUAAUAGAGAAAACCAUACAGUA
Messenger RNA from Acinonyx jubatus (cheetah), 3065 nucleotides. It is a transcript of the gene CASTOR2, whose product is annotated as cytosolic arginine sensor for mTORC1 subunit 2. Gene Ontology annotation, cellular component: cytosol. Gene Ontology annotation, biological process: cellular response to L-arginine; negative regulation of TORC1 signaling. The coding region runs from base 906 to 1979 and encodes 357 amino acids. The transcript is spliced from 9 exons. NCBI's taxonomy places the organism in Eukaryota, Metazoa, Chordata, Mammalia, Carnivora, Felidae. The record is from RefSeq and is a predicted model, not a curated record.